AGCCUCCCUUACUAAGUAGGAAAUGCGUCACUGAAGGCCUGUCGCUUUCGGGGUAAUUUUCUGAAAACAACAUGGCGGAGUGGUUAUUAGAUGGGAAAAUGAAAGUGACCUCGCGGUUAGGGCGUAAGGCUGAAGGAUAUCAGCUGGCUUCCGGUAGAAAUGAUUCGAAUUCAAAUAGAAUUAACAAACGUUCCAUUAUAACUUCCAAACACAAAGAUGUUCGGAGUAUUUAUGACUCUUCUUUGAUGAAAUUCCAAUAUGGGACGCUUAUGGAAAUGUCACCUUUUCAUUCUGAUCUUCAAGUGCUGGUGUUUUUUUUCUAUUGCUGUUGUCGAGGUGAAUGUUUCGAUGUCAAAAAUCCUAAGUGUAACACGUUCUAGGGGAAAAGGAGACUCCUUUGAGAUUGAAUUAGAGUCGAACGGCUGCCCAAGUUGUAAACAAUAUGGGGCUAUGAAGACGAACAGUGUAGCAGGCAGUCGAUGUUCGUGUUCUUGCAAUGAAAAAGGUAAACGUACAUUUUAUACAACGCACACGGGAGAGAUGAGGUGUGUGAAAGACAAAGUUAUUUUGGCGGAUGUACGCAGAGGAAAUACUUGUGGCUUCUACUUUAAUCGAUCACAGCAGUUUAAGGUUCUUAACCUUCAGGCAAAUGGACAAGAAAGACUGCAGCCUAAUGAUCUCUGUGAUCAAAUCCAAAUUACUGGGUGGAAAUUUUACUUAAACUCUUCAUGGACUUCCUUUCCUGCUGAUGAUGCUUUCGGAAAGAAGCCACAUUCAGCAACAACUUUCAGUUGGAAUGGGAACCCUGAUUUCCUUUACCAAGGAUUCCUGAUAAAAGUUAUGUUUCAGUGUACUCACGAAGGGACGACAGACACUCGUUGCCUCAUAUUUAAGGCUGAAGGAACACAUCAGUAUUUUAACAUUUCUACAACCACACCACCUACACACACUUCAACAGAGAAGAGCAGUGUUGAGACAUCAAAUGAAGAAAAUACAGAAACCAACAGUCCAUUGCCGACAGUUGAAUAGUCAAAAGCCAAUGACAAGAAGAUCUGGAUAGCUGUGUCCUUGGGUCUGUCUGGUGUUGUUCUCAUCGCCAUCAUUGCCAUUGUUGUAUUUCUGGUGUUAAGGUGUCGAAGGAAUUGCAAGCAGGAAA
Stylophora pistillata is the source of this 1156-nucleotide messenger RNA. RefSeq lists its product as uncharacterized. The record is from RefSeq and is a predicted model, not a curated record. NCBI's taxonomy places the organism in Eukaryota, Metazoa, Cnidaria, Anthozoa, Scleractinia, Pocilloporidae.